Messenger RNA from Trichoplusia ni (cabbage looper), 370 nucleotides. It is a transcript of the gene Nop10, whose product is annotated as H/ACA ribonucleoprotein complex subunit 3. The record is from RefSeq and is a predicted model, not a curated record. Gene Ontology annotation, molecular function: telomerase RNA binding; box H/ACA snoRNA binding. The coding region runs from base 123 to 317 and encodes 64 amino acids. The transcript is spliced from 3 exons. Gene Ontology annotation, cellular component: box H/ACA telomerase RNP complex; box H/ACA snoRNP complex. Lineage: Eukaryota; Metazoa; Arthropoda; Insecta; Lepidoptera; Noctuidae. Gene Ontology annotation, biological process: rRNA pseudouridine synthesis; snRNA pseudouridine synthesis; positive regulation of telomerase RNA localization to Cajal body.
ACUAAAUUAAUUUGACAUCGUCUAUACGCGUGUGUUACUGUUUCGGUGCUACUGUUUAACUUCUCCGAUAAAAUAUAAUAGACUGUUUUCAAUUGUGACUGCAAUUCAAAAGUGUUUCAAUAAUGUAUCUGAGAUAUUAUUUGAAUGAAAAUGGAGACAGGCAGUACACAUUGGCGACUAUUGACCCAUAUGGAAAACCUACAAUUUCAGCACAUCCAGCUCGUUUCUCACCUGAAGACAAGUAUUCCAGACAUAGAAUUAUUAUCAAGAAACGCUUUGGACUGCUCCUGACACAGCAACCAGAACCCAUUCUAUAAAAUAAAUAAAUGCUUUUUAGGUUAAGUUUAAUUAUAAGAUUACUAUAAUAUAA